Messenger RNA from Tripterygium wilfordii, 795 nucleotides. Its product is annotated as V-type proton ATPase subunit G 1-like. The record is from RefSeq and is a predicted model, not a curated record. The transcript has 4 exons. Lineage: Eukaryota; Viridiplantae; Streptophyta; Magnoliopsida; Celastrales; Celastraceae. Gene Ontology annotation, biological process: proton transmembrane transport. Gene Ontology annotation, molecular function: proton-transporting ATPase activity, rotational mechanism. Gene Ontology annotation, cellular component: vacuolar proton-transporting V-type ATPase complex. Bases 141 to 479 code for a protein of 112 amino acids.
GAAAUGGAGGGUAUAUUCGUCAACUCAUCUGCUUUUUUCUGCAAUUAUGUGGUUCUUCUGCCAGAUAAACUACUGGGAUCGAAAAACUAGGAAGAAAAUUCUUCACCAACACUCCGAUUCUUUGGUUGCAUUGGAAUAUCAUGGCUAUUGAGGCCAACAGAGGACAGAAUGGUAUUCAGCUCCUGCUAGCUGCGGAGCAAGAAGCUCAGCACAUUGUCAAUGCUGCCCGAAAUGAAAAAAUGGCCAGGUUGAAACAGGCAAAGGAAGAGGCUGAUAAGGAGAUCGCUGAAUUCCGUGCUCAUAUGGAAGCUGAGUUUCAGAGGAAGCUUGCAGAGAGCAGUGGUGAUUCUGGUGCUAAUGUGAAGCGGUUGGAGCAAGAAACAGAGGUGAAGAUCAAUCUCCUGAAGUCGGAGGCUGCAAGAAUAUCCCAAGAUGUUGUACAGAUGCUUCUGAGGCACGUGACAACGGUGAAGAACUAGGAUCUUGAUCAAGUCUAAUGAAGGAAUGAUGUGGAUCUCUCCUUUCCCUGUAAUUUAUGUCGACAACUCUUAAAUUACUUCUUGGUGACAGUGAAGUGCUUGUGGCUCAUUUGAUUCUGAUAUAUUCCUAUUGGUAAUGUUAUCCUUAUGAAGCAAUAAUGUGAUUCUGCUUCUUUUUUCAUCCCGGGGGUGUGAUGAUGGAACUGUGUUUCAGAAUGUGAAGUGGAUGUAAGCAUGAUAUGAACUAAAGACUAAAGGAUAUCAGAUUGGGCUAUACAUGUUAGUAGUUUAAUGUGUUUGAUUUAUUUCUGGACUA